CUGUCCGAGACAGGGGAGUGGGACGAGCGGCCGCUGGUCGGGGUGGCCGAGAUGGAUCCUGGGCGGAGCAUGAUGAUCAACCAUGAGGUACUGGCGUUCGGCGACCGGCCGUGGUGGCUGGACGUGGCCUGGGGUGCCUGCUCCGUCGACCCCUUCAGCGACCGGCCGGAGCGCCGCUUCGCCGAGCUGCCGCGCUCCAGCGUGCUGCCUGUUUCUGAUUCCCCGACGCUGAGCAGGUACCGGCGCAUGGGGGUCAGCGAGGGGAAGCUGCGCUACGUCCAAGUGUCCCAUGGACACAAGCACGACAAGUGGUGCGUGAUCCUUUCGUUUUCGCUGGAUGACGAGACCUACAGCUGGGCGCUGGAUCACGGAGUUGAAAUUACAGAUCGGCAAUACCCUUGCUAUGUUCAAAUUGCUGCCAUAGAUCCAUUCAAUGCCGACCUUGUGUACCUCCAACAUGGUAGCGCUGUUAUUGCCAUGGCCCUGGCUAAGGGGAAGGAGAUUUGGAGGGGUUACCUGGCUAAGGAAUUCGUCUUUCAGAAGUUGCUCCACUGUAGUCUUCUUGUUCCGUGCGUGCUCCCAACAUGGCUUGCCACAAGCCAUAUCCCUUCUGCAGGAACCCUUUCAAGCAACAAGGCUGAUUGCAAAAGGAAGACUUUGGCAGACAUGCUGGUUCGCGUAGACAAAUGCUAGACAAACUGAAACGUGACAACUAACUUAUCUCCGAUUCCUUAAAUUUGACCAACAGCAGAGUUGAAGGUUUCAUCUGUGAGACAAGAGCUCUUAUAUUAGGGAAUAUGUGACAAUUUUGGGCUUGUUCUUCCGGCUGAUGCAAUUCUUUUUGAAAGGACAGAU
Messenger RNA from Aegilops tauschii subsp. strangulata, 855 nucleotides. RefSeq lists its product as uncharacterized. The record is from RefSeq and is a predicted model, not a curated record. Lineage: Eukaryota; Viridiplantae; Streptophyta; Magnoliopsida; Poales; Poaceae.